Molecule: messenger RNA, 3072 nt
Organism: Tyto alba (common barn owl)
Lineage: Eukaryota; Metazoa; Chordata; Aves; Strigiformes; Tytonidae
Product: bifunctional endo-1,4-beta-xylanase XylA-like
Exons: 2
Coding region: 859-2229 (456 amino acids)
Source: RefSeq, a predicted model, not a curated record
AAAAAAAUAAAAAAAAAACAAAAAAAAAAAAACAAAAAAAAAAAAAAAAAAACAAAACAAAAAAAAAAACAACAGAGGUGGAGAUCACAAAAAGGGAGAUUAAGCACCCUCUGGCCUCAGCUUGCCGUGCCAAGUGGCACCCAAGAGGGUCAAAUCCUGCCUGGGGGUGGGAACGGGGGGAUCGGGGCUGGGAAAGCCUCAUCCUGCCCGCAAAAAUUGAGCGGUGAGACAGCUCUGCCUGAGCGGGAGGGCUGGGGAAAGGGGAAAGCUCCAUUUCCAGCUCGUCUUGCGGUCACUUUUAGCAGCUCCUCCGGUCGCUAAAGACAUUUUGCAGAUUUUCAUUCCCCGCUCCCUGCCCUGCAGCGAGCGGCUCCGGCUGCAUCCUGACCCCCACUGCUGGAGUUCGGCUGCGCUCGCCGCCGCCUUUUUUUUUUUUUAGUUUUUUUUUGCCCCCUCCUUUUAUUUUGCAGCUGGAUUUGAAAAAAGUUCCAAGCGCCGUGUGAGUCCUCCAGCCACUUCCCGGGGUUUUUUCCCCUGCCAGAGGCUGCACCCACGGCCCCGGCGGCGCCUGAAACCUCAGCAUCACGUGGCCGGGCAAUGGGGCAGUGAUGGGCUGGGAGUUACGGCUUUUCUUAUCCCCAAAAGGCCUCGUGCUUCCCCUUUUGCCUUGAUUUGAGGUCGGUUUCACAUGUUACAAUUUCACUUCUUUUCUCUGGUGCAAUGGAGAAAGUUUUAGUUGCCCCAAAACCGUGCCCUCACCUGGAGCCCUGCCGCAGCGUGGGGACGGCUGAGCCGUCACCCCGGCUGCUGCCGGCUCCUCUCCCCCGACGCGAGCCGCUGUGAGGCUCCAGCGCCGGGAUGGAGGGGCUGCACACAGCGGGGGGGGGGGGAAGCAACAUACGGGCUGGAUGGAGCGAUGGACGGGGGAACGAUGAACGGCUGAGAUGGAGCAAUGCAUGGCCGGGAUGUCAUGGGGGGCCGGGACGGGGCGACGCGUGGACGGGACGGAGAAAUGAAUGGACAGGACGGAGCGACACGCGGAUGGGAUGGAACAACACAUGGACAGGAUGUCAUGCAUGGUCAGGAUGGAGAAAUGCGUGGGUGGGAUGGAACAACAGGUGGAUGGGACAGAGUGAUGCGUGGACGGGAUGGAGCAGGACAUGGCCAGGAUGGAGAAAUGCAUGGGUGGGAUGGAACAACAUGUGGAUGGGGCGGAGCGACGCGUGGACGGGAUGGAACGACAUGUGGACAGGUUGUCAUGCAUGGUCAGGAUGGAGAAGUGCGUGGACGGGAUGGGACGGAGUGAUGCAUGGACAGGAUGGAACAACACGUGGAUGGGACAGAGAAAUGCAUGGAUGGGAUGGAGCAGGACAUGACCAGGAUGGAGCAAGGCAUGGAUGGGAUGGAGCAACGUGUGGACGGGAUGGAGCGACACGUGGAUGGGAUGGAACAACAUGUGGACAGGAUGUCAUGCAUGGUCAGGAUGGAGAAAUGCGUGGAUGGGAUGGAACAACAGGUGGAUGGGACGGAGUGAUGCGUGGACGGGAUGGAGCAGGACAUGGCCAGGAUGGAGUAAUGCAUGGGUGGGAUGCAACAACAUGUGGAUGGGGCGGAGCGACGCGUGGACGGGAUGGAACGACAUGUGGACAGGUUGUCAUGCAUGGUCAGGAUGGAGAAGUGCGUGGACAGGAUGGAACAACGCGUGGAUGGGACAGAGAAAUGCAUGGAUGGGAUGGAGCAGGACAUGACCAGGAUGGAGCAAGGCAUGGAUGGGAUGGAACAACGCGUGGACAGGGUGGAGCGACAUGUGGAUGGGAUGGAACAACAUGUGGAUGGGAUGGAGCGACACGUGGACAGGAUGUCAUGCAUGGUCAGAAUGGAGAAAUGCGUGGGUGGGAUGGAACAACAUGUGGAUGGGACGGAAUGAUGCGUGGAUGGGACAGAGAAAUGCAUGGAUGGGAUGGAACAAUGCGUGCGCAGGACGUCGUGCAUGGUCAGGAUGGAGCAGUGCGUGGACAGGAUGGAGCAGGACAUGGCCAGGAUGGAGCAAGGCAUGGAUGGGAUGGAGCAAGGCAUGGAUGGGAUGGAGCAACGCUUGGAUGGGAUGGAGCAAUGUGUGGAUGGGAUGUCACACAUGGCCAGGAUGGAGCAAUGCACAGCCAGGAUGAGGCGAUGAAUGGCCGGGAUGUGUUGCACAGCAUGGAUAAACUGAUGCCCGGCACAGAUUGAGCGAUGCCCAGCUGGGACGGAGCGGUGCCCAGCCGGGACGAUGCACAUUUGGCAUGGAGGGAUGCACGGUCGGGCUGGGAUCGGGAGCAGGAUGGAGAUGGGAGCACAACAGGGAUGGGAACGCACCGGUGAUGGGGACAGGAGCACAAUGGAGAUGCGUAAGGAACGGAAGGAAUUCAUGCCUCAAACAUUCAUCAACACAGAAAGCCUCAAGGACGAGCUGUGGCCUUUGGGAUCAGUCUAAGGAACGCUGCCCAGGGAAGGGCGGGGUGUAGGGAAGGAUGCACGUCCCCACUCCCUUGCGGCUGUUUUGCCAAACUCCUUAGAUAAACCUCAAAGAGGGGGAAAACCGCCCAAAAGGAGCAAAACCAGAUGUUGGGGUUAAAAAACUGAUAAGAGAGAUAAACCACCAGCACCAGAUGGACCGAAGCAAAAAUUGAGGAAAAAAAAUCAAAGGGGGGAGGGCGGUGAGGGAGGACGACCACCGACUCAAGUAGGCGAGGGGGGUUGGUGCACCCCCACUCUCCCUCCACGCAUGCGCGGAACCCACGCUCCACCUUUUCCUCGUCUCUCGUGGAAAGGAGGUCGUGGAAUAACUGCCUCUCUCGGUCUAGUGUGCAAAUCAGCUGAAAAAAAAAAAAAAUGAACUUAAAAGGCGACUGCACCUGCCACCCGAGAUUUCCAGACCUGAGACAACGCUGGAACCUGGGGUGGUGACCUGACUGUUUUUGUCUCCUUUCUUUUUCUUUCUUUUCUUUUCUUUCUUACAGACCUAGAAGAGACCCCCUUGCUUACUGUCCUUUUCCAAGUUGUUUCUACCACAAGUAAAACAUUUGAACCGGC